AUGCCUUUCGUCCCGCUCUGCUAUCGUCCCUUUCCUCUCCUCCCUCUCCUUCUUUCCCCAUCUCUCCCCCAGCCCUUCUUCCAGUACUGCACCCGCCUUUCCCCCUCUCUCCUCUCCUCCCUUCGAAACAUGUUCUCCCUUUACCCUCUCGCCCCCUUCUCCUUCCUCCCUCCCCCUCCCCUUUACCCCCCCCCCUUCUCCCCCCUCCAGCCCUGCUUCCAGCAUUGCACCCGCCCCUCCCCAUCCCUCCUCUCCUCGCUGCGAUCACACCACCUCCUCCCCCCCGCGGGCCUCCCCCUCUUCCACGCCAACUGGACACUCCGCCGCCCGCUACCUGUCCCGCUCCCGCCACCUGGCGGGCCCGUCUCGGCUGACGUGGCGGCUGACGUGGCAGCUGACGUGGCGUAUGCUCCAGGAGGGGCGGCUGUUGACGCGGAUGGGGACGGAUUUGCGGGGGUGAGGGGGGUGGUUGGGGAGGACUGGGUGGUGGUGGUGGCGGUGCCACCUGGUGCGAUGCUAUUGGAUAAGGUGGAGGAGAUGGUGGAUGGCAUGAUCCAAGACAACUGGUGGCACGGCCGGGUGGUGUACUUCCGAGGAGGCAUGGGUGUGCAGGAAGGUGAGGCAGAAGGGAGGAUGGGUUUGAAGCGAGGAGACAUGGAAGUGAGGAAGGAGGAAUUGACAAAGAAAGGGCUAUCUUCUCUCGCGCUCUCCUCCUCAUCUCGCCACCAGGGGAGGCUCUAG
Closterium sp. Naga37s-1 is the source of this 741-nucleotide messenger RNA. NCBI's taxonomy places the organism in Eukaryota, Viridiplantae, Streptophyta, Zygnematophyceae, Desmidiales, Closteriaceae. The record is from the annotation of a GenBank genome assembly.